This is a messenger RNA of Etheostoma cragini (Arkansas darter), 490 nucleotides long. Its product is annotated as ADP-ribosylation factor 1-like. The transcript is spliced from 3 exons. Gene Ontology annotation, biological process: intracellular protein transport; vesicle-mediated transport. Lineage: Eukaryota; Metazoa; Chordata; Actinopteri; Perciformes; Percidae. Gene Ontology annotation, molecular function: GTPase activity; GTP binding. The record is from RefSeq and is a predicted model, not a curated record. Gene Ontology annotation, cellular component: plasma membrane; cytoplasm. The coding region runs from base 185 to 490 and encodes 101 amino acids.
AUUGGUCAGCGGGACAACAUAGGGCGGGUUAUUAAUCGCACCAUUGUCACUGUGAUUGGAGCAGGUUUGAUAGUGGGAAGUGCCUUUACGCCGGUGUCUCCCUGGUUGCGCAAGACGCCAUUUUGGAGUGACAGUGAAAGAUAACGGAAAGAUCGAGAAGCUGUCUUUCUAAAGCUUCGUCGCCAUGGGGAAUAUAUUUGCAAGCUUAUUCAAAGGCCUUUUCGGCAAAAAAGAGAUGAGGAUUCUUAUGGUGGGGCUCGAUGCUGCUGGAAAAACAACCAUCUUAUAUAAACUGAAGCUUGGAGAGAUAGUCACCACCAUUCCCACCAUUGGUUUUAACGUUGAAACUGUAGAAUACAAGAACAUCAGCUUCACAGUGUGGGAUGUGGGCGGUCAGGACAAAAUCAGGCCGCUGUGGCGCCACUACUUCCAAAACACUCAAGGUGAGUUCUUGUUAUAUUUGCAUGCACCGGUUACUGCCUACAGGUGA